AUGAAAACAUCUCCGCGCUUGAACAUAAUUAUAAUCCAUCCCGAUCUCGGCAUCGGCGGCGCCGAACGCUUAAUCAUUGAUGUUGCGCUCGCACUCCAAAACCGUGGCCAUCAAGUAACGAUAUACACCUCCCACUGUGAUAAAUCGCAUUGUUUCGAAGAAGCGCGUGAUGGUACACUCGAUAUUCGGGUUCGAGGAAACACGAUUUUUCCGCCGUUGUUGUUGGGGAGGUUUCAUUUGUUGAUGGCUGUGUUGCGACAGCUGCAUUUAACGAUAUCUGUUCUUUCGGAAAUGGGUAGGACGGGAAAGACACAAACAAAAGCGGGAGAGAAAAGAGAAGAAUCAGAAGAAUAUAAAGAUGAUAUUUUCAUUAUCGAUCAAUUACCGGCUUGCGUACCAGUCUUGAAGACUUGGGGGAGACGAUUUGCGCAGAUUCGUGGUGGUAAACAACGGAUACUGUUCUACUGCCAUUUCCCGGAUCAAUUGCUGGCGCGCAGGAAUGAGGGGUAUAUAAUCGUGCGACUGUUAAAAGAAGCAUAUCGGUAUCCCCUGGAUUGGUUCGAAGGUUGGGCGAUGAGCGCUUCUGACAAGGUCGUUGCCAAUUCGAACUUCACUCGUGGCGUUGUCAAGCGUGUGUUUGGGUCGGAUCGAUUGGGUGAUGUAAAGAUUGUGUACCCGUGCGUUGACACGAAGGAGUCUGCUCCAACAGAAACAGAGGUUGUGAAAGGGGAAUUGUGGGGAGAAAAGAAGAUUCUUCUGAGUAUUAAUCGGUUUGAGCGGAAAAAGGGUAUUGAUCUGGCAAUCCGGGCAUAUAAUGGUUUGUCUAAGGAGGAACGAAUAGGGACUCGAUUGGUUAUAGCUGGUGGCUAUGAUAAUCGCGUUCAGGAGAACGUCCAAUAUCACAAAGAACUCAAUGACCUAGCAUUGAGGCUAGGCCUGCAAACUGCGACCUCCAAAACUGUCAUAUCAGCCCUCUCAAUACCCGACGCAGUCGACGUCCUUUUCCUACUUUCAGUUCCAUCCGCUUUCAGAGAUACCCUUCUUCAUAAUUCAAAACUACUUCUUUAUACACCCGUCAACGAACAUUUCGGCAUUGUUCCCGUCGAAGCAAUGCACGCAGGUCUACCUGUUCUCGCAUCAAAUACAGGCGGUCCAUUAGAAAGUGUCGUUGAAAAUGAAACCGGCUGGCUCCGCGACACAACACAAAUCGAAGAAUGGACUUCUAUAAUGCGCAAUGUAUUAUUGGAUCUGACAGAUCAAGAUCUCGCCAAGAUGGCUGCAAGUGGUAAGAAGAGGGUCAAAGAUGUAUUCUCUCUCCACGCAUUGGAGGAUAAGCUUGAAGAGGAACUCCGAGAUAUGCUGGAGUCGAAUAGACGUCCUUUUAUGAAUCUGCAGUAUUUGCUGCUCGCUUUCUUGUUCUCAGGGGUUGUUGGUGCUGUUAUGGUUGCCCUAAUCCUACGGAGGGUGUGGCAAAUUUUGGAGGAGAGGGAUAUUGGGUAUACAUCGCAAGACAAGAUGCCAGAGGUUAUCGACUUGUUAGAUUCAUCGCCGCUGGAGCCCUCACAUCUACAACCUCCACCCUCAACGCAAGCGCGUCAUUCAUCCGUGCGAUUUCCCUCUCCAUCCAACGCAACCACAGCGUCAGCAGCAGCAAUUCCAGCCAGUUCGCCGAAUUUUCUAUCCGAUGAUUUUGACUCAUCUUUGUUUACUUUCGACACACCUGGGCGAUCAGCCAAAAAGAGGAAAUUGACGCCUCAGGCUGAACGAACUGCAUCACUACAACCACGGGUAGAAGCGCAACCUCGAGCCGUUGCCAAGUCGUCGACACAGAAUGUUAUUCACAGUGAUUAUUCAAUCUUCACAUUUUCAGAUGAUAUCGAAUCACCGGGUUUGCCGCACGUAAAUAGGGCUAAUACUGGCACUCCUACGGCUAUUACGAAAAAGACCACUGUGAGCACUACAUCUACAACUUUCUCCGGUCUAUCGACAACCAAGGUGAAGGCAUACAAACGGAAUGGAGAAGAGUCGGAUCCAAUUGUGUUUACAUCAUCUGCACCGGAGCAUACGACGGCAAAGGAAAGACAACAAUCACGACAGAACAAACUAUUAGACGAUUCUGGAACCAAGUCGUGGCCGUCAGUUAUCACUAUAGAUGAUGAUGAUUAUGAUGAAAUUCAGGAUUGGGGCGAUCCUUUCAAUGUAUCGCCACAAAACGCGUUAGAUAAACUCUUGGGCGAUCCGCGGCCUUCAUUGAAACCGGCCUAUUCUGAUCGAACUGCGGCUUUAUUGGCGAGUCUCCGCACUCAGGAUAGCACAGAAAAGAAAUUAACUACUACCUCGAAAGGGAAGAAUUCUACAACAAGUUUUGACGAUGUUGAUUUCGAUUUUGGUGAAGACUCGCUUUCAGAUGUACCCCAGAGACCAACGGAUAUACCAAAAACGAAGAGAAAACUAAAAGUCGAUGCAGAGGAGAAAGUAGCCAAAGCACAGGAGCGCGAGGCAGCUAGAGAACAGCGCAAGCGAGAAAAGGAGGCAGAGAAAGAGCGGAAACGCUUGGAGAAAGAAAAGAAGGCGAAAGAGAAGCAGCUGGCCGCGGAUAUUGCUGAAGUAAAUAAAUCAAAAAUCCACAAGAAAGAAUCCAUACCCGAAAUGAUUGUCGAUUUGGCAAGUACUUUUGAAGGGACUAGCGUUGGAAACCAGGUGGUUGAAUAUUUGAAAAAUCUGAGUGCUGAGCAUACUUUCUUUGAGAGUUCAAUGCCAAACAUCGUCAAAUGGCGCCGGAAAAAGAGAUCCAACUACAAUGAAGAUGCAGCACGCUGGGAACCGUGUCAACCUUAUAUCGCGUCCGAAGACCAUGUUCUGUGUAUGCUUUCGGCUCAGGAAUUUGUUGACAUGGUUAUCUGUGAGGGCGAUAUGCAAACGUUGGAUGGUCACGUUCAGAGACUAAAAGGCUCAUAUCGAGAUUGCAAGCCAAUAUACCUGAUUGAAGGUCUAACGACGUGGAUGCGUAGGAAUCAGAACUCCCGCAACAGAGCAUACCAAGCGGAGGUACUUCGCCAAAUCAAUGAUGUCGAUGAUACACCCGAGGAUACGAACGCUCAAGGCAAGCAGCGCGGUCGAAAAACCAAGAAGGCCAAAAAGCCCGAGGACACACCUCCCGUGGCGGACGACACGAUUGAAGACGCCCUACUCGAACUACAAGUCACCCACAACUGUCUGAUCUACCACACGAACGCCCCCGGUGAAACGGCCGAAUGGAUCAAAAACUUUAGCGAACACAUCUCCACGAUCCCGUACAGACACGUACAAAUGGGCAACUAUGACGGUGCUGCAUUCUGCAUGGAGACGGGACAAGUGAAAACAGGUGAAGAUAAAGUGGACACUUUUGUGAAGAUGCUACAAGAAAUCAACCGUGUCACUGCGCCCAUGGCUUACGGAAUAGUUUCCCAGUAUCCGAGUGCAGUUGAUCUAUUACAUGCCAUGAAGAAACACGGCCCGACAUUACUGGAAAAUGUGAGAAAGUCGGCUAAUAAGAAUGGAGCCUUGACUGAUUCUAGGAUUGGGCUGGCGGUUAGUAAGAGAUUGUAUAAGGUUUUUAUGGGAUUGGAUGAGACUUCUGCUGAUAUUUGA
Talaromyces stipitatus ATCC 10500 is the source of this 3630-nucleotide messenger RNA. Its product is annotated as alpha-1,2-mannosyltransferase (Alg2), putative. The transcript has 3 exons. The coding region runs from base 1 to 3630 and encodes 1209 amino acids. Gene Ontology annotation, molecular function: alpha-1,3-mannosyltransferase activity; nuclease activity; GDP-Man:Man(1)GlcNAc(2)-PP-Dol alpha-1,3-mannosyltransferase activity. The record is from RefSeq and is a predicted model, not a curated record. NCBI's taxonomy places the organism in Eukaryota, Fungi, Ascomycota, Eurotiomycetes, Eurotiales, Trichocomaceae.